Messenger RNA from Darwinula stevensoni, 1364 nucleotides. NCBI's taxonomy places the organism in Eukaryota, Metazoa, Arthropoda, Ostracoda, Podocopida, Darwinulidae. The record is from the annotation of a GenBank genome assembly.
GCUGAGGUGGAUACAUCUUGUUUUUCGAGCAAGCAUCUUAUCCCUGGAGAAGCCUUCAAUCUAAGGGACUCUCUGUCUGCCGGCGGAAACGGCUUUGUAGAAUCUUGCAGAUACCGUUUCACGUGUCCAACAGACAUGAGGGUGAGCUGUUCAAAAAUUGACCUCUCCGGUUCUCAAGGAUGCAGAAACGCCGAUUUUGUCAUCAACGGGAAGAGUCUCUGCGGCAAAGAGGGUCUGCUGAGAUCAUCGAUGCACGUUGGGAGGACGCUGAAUGCCAUGCUGUACACGGUCGGUCCCACUCGGUCCGCUCCAAACGUCCGAUGCAACAUUGAGUGUGGUGGUGGAGGCGAACGGAGACAGGACUUCGACAGGCCACGUCCUGUCUCAGGCUCGAAUCGUCAAGCCGAUUGCAACAGGGAAAAGGUUGAAGGAGGAGGAGGGAGAGGGGAAGACAAUGGGUUAAUGGGGAAAGUGGAAGAAUGCGCGCGAAAAACUGAGAGCAACAGAUUCGUCUGUCUGACGGACAGCUUUCACAUUUAUCCUCCUUCAGUUGAAGAAGACCAAUAUCGCAAGCCUAUUGAAUACAAGUCUGAGCGACUCAGGAUCACUCUGGGCGAGCACGACACGUCGACGACAGCAGAGGCCAUGACCUUGGUGCAGGAAUUGCUCCCAACUAAUGUGUUGGUCCACCCCCAAUUCAACGAGAAGGCAUUGGACGACAACGACAUGGCCCUCGUGAAACUGAAUACCCCUGUGGACUGGCAAGCGUUCCCCAACAUCCGCCCGAUAUGCUUGCCCGGUUCUGCACCACCUGGAGUGGGACUGACAGGCACCAUCGUCGGAUGGGGCACUACGGCAGCUCGGUCUUUUGAUGCAACCAUUCCAACUACUUCGAAGAUCGUAAGGGAAGCGGAGGUGAAGACGUGGAGCCUUGAUGAAUGCAAAAAUGCUUUGGUGAAUGACACCUUGACAGAAAACAUGUUUUGUGCAAGCGGGACAGCUGCUAUUGGUGUCUGUUGGGGCGAUGGAGGAGGACCGCUGAUGCUUCCCAGAGGAAAUGAUGUCUUCGAGCAGGCUGGUAUUAUCUCAUUUGGACCCAAAGGAUGUCAAGAAAUCCUACUCCCCGGCGUUUACACCCAAGUUUCGAAUUAUCUGAGCUUCAUCAAAGACAGUACGGCCGAUGCCGUAUGGUGUUGACGACCGGAAUGCCGACCCGUCAGUUUUCUCCUACCAAUUCCCUUCAGGAACUGCUAACCGCUUCGCACUAUUACUCUGCCAAACCAAACAAAAUGUCAGUUUUUCCAACCGAAGGCCAAACCAAGAAGAUCCUGACUCCUGUUGGCACCACCAGCAGAACCUUCCAC